This is a messenger RNA of Aspergillus tanneri, 1515 nucleotides long. RefSeq names its product serine C-palmitoyltransferase subunit lcbA (gene lcbA). Bases 1 to 1515 code for a protein of 504 amino acids. The transcript is spliced from 4 exons. Lineage: Eukaryota; Fungi; Ascomycota; Eurotiomycetes; Eurotiales; Aspergillaceae. Gene Ontology annotation, cellular component: endoplasmic reticulum. Gene Ontology annotation, biological process: ceramide biosynthetic process; sphingosine biosynthetic process. Gene Ontology annotation, molecular function: serine C-palmitoyltransferase activity; pyridoxal phosphate binding. The record is from RefSeq and is a predicted model, not a curated record.
AUGGAUAUCCAGGAGACUCAGCGGCUCCUUACGGAGUACCUUCAUGAACUUGCAAACUUGUUUCACCGGGUUCCCGGAUCAGCAAUAUUCCUGCGCUAUGUAAAGUCCAGUUAUCAAAAUGACCCAAUUCGAUCUGCAGUUGAGCUAUUCCUUUUCUUGUUCGCGGUUCGUUAUUUGCUCGCUCCAAAGUACUCGACCAAACCCGGCGUCGUCCAACUCUCGGAGGAUGAAAUCGACGAUUUAGUUGAUGAGUGGACUCCAGAGCCGCUCGUGGGGAAGCCAACACCCCUGGAGGAGCUGGAGGUGGAUAAGCGGACUGUGAUUGUUGGCCCGGUUGGUCCCAAGUCGAAAUUGUCCAAUGGUCGGACCGUCGCAAACCUUGCCUCCUACAAUUUCUACAACUUCAACACCAAUGAAUCCCUCAAAGAAAAGGCGAUCCAGACUCUCCGCAACUAUGGCGUUGGUCCUUGUGGCCCUCGAGGGUUCUACGGCACUCAGGACGUCCAUAUGAAGACAGAAGCGGACGUUGCGUCUUUCCUUGGUACUGCGGCGUGUAUCAUUUACGCGCAGGCAUUCUCUACCAUUUCGAGUGUCAUUCCCGCCUUUUCGAAACGUGGGGAUAUUAUUGUUGCGGAUAAGGGGGUUAGCUUCGCCAUCCGCAAGGGCAUCCAGAUCUCGCGCAGUAUGGUUCGGUGGUAUGAGCACAAUGACAUGGAAGAUCUUGAAAGGGUUCUCGCCAAAGUCACCAAGGAACAGGCACGAAAGCCGCUCACAAGGCGAUUUAUCAUCACCGAAGGCCUCUUCGAAUCGUACGGCGAUAUGGUUGAUUUGCCCAAAAUCAUUGAGUUGAAACUUAAGUAUAAAUUCCGACUCAUCCUUGAUGAAUCCUGGUCAUUUGGUGUCUUGGGAAGGACUGGCCGCGGUGUGACGGAGCAUCAGAAUGUAGAUGCAGCUGAAGUUGAUAUGAUCGUGGGCUCGCUGGCGGGCCCAUUAGUCGCCGGAGGUGGCUUCUGUGCCGGUUCUGAGGAGAUUGUUCACCACCAACGUAUUUCUGCUGCCGCCUACACCUUCUCUGCAGCACUGCCUGCCCUGCUAUCCACAACCGCCAGUGCCACUAUCAACCUCCUCCAAACCAGCCCGGAAACAGUGUCACAGCUACGGGAGCAUACCAAGGCUAUGUGGGCGCAGCUAGACCCCCGUAGUGAAUGGGUCUCCUGCACCAGUGCACCGGAAAACCCUAUUUUGAUACUGGUUCUUAAGCCAGAGGUGGUUUCUUCAAAGAGCCUUUCCGCCGAGGACCAGCAAUUCCUGCUGCAGGAUGUAGUUGAUGAGUGCCUUGCAAACGGAGUGCUCAUUACUCGCCUCAAGACCCUCCAGGACAACUUUGUACCGAAGCAGGUCGUCUCGCCGGCAUUGAAAGUGUGUGUGACGAUUGGCUUGACGAGGAAAGAAAUUGAAAAAGCUGGCACCACCAUCCGUCAUGCUAUUACGAAAGUUCUGAGCAAAAGGAAGUGA